Messenger RNA from Gaeumannomyces tritici R3-111a-1, 1518 nucleotides. RefSeq lists its product as hypothetical. The coding region runs from base 1 to 1518 and encodes 505 amino acids. NCBI's taxonomy places the organism in Eukaryota, Fungi, Ascomycota, Sordariomycetes, Magnaporthales, Magnaporthaceae. The record is from RefSeq and is a predicted model, not a curated record. The transcript has 7 exons.
AUGAACGAGUGGUUCGACGGGGAGACUCUCGCCAUCCAGGAAGGGUUCGAGAAGGCCAUGGAAGGAAAGGCCGGCGACUACUACUGCUUCGGAGCUAUACAUGACGGCUUCGUGAGACUUGUCGGGAACAUGGGCGCUCUCGAGACCAAACUGGGUUCUGCCGAUGAGGUGCACCAGUUCAAUGUUUGCCUAGACUCGGAGUAUAUUAUGCUCAAGUUCCCGGACGACACCGAGUUUGCCCAAGUGUCCGAGCUGCUGACCCGAGGACUUGGAGCUAUCCAUAAGCUCUGCCCUGACGGCGAUCUGGACGUUAGAGCAUUCGCAAAGAGCGCCGACGCCCGAAAUGUCCUCCAGCGGGCCAAGAGGCCAGCCGAAGCGGUGCUCAAGGUCGACAUCAAUAUUUAUGGCCCACGUUCCUGCGCCGAAAAGGUAGGGUCGGCCCUCUCUGACGCUGAGAUAUAUCUGCAGUACCCGGACGACGGCUUCGGGCUCCAUGGGCUCGAGUGCCACAAUCCACACGUCAUCGAGUUCCCGGGCUUGGAUUAUGUUCCGCGGGACCGUGCAAACGGGUCAGAUCCUGCCGAUGGUGCGAGGGAAGCCGAUACUUCUGAAGGGCAGGAAAUCGAGCGGCGGGCAAUCUCGGGGGCCUAUGAAUCGCUCACAAGAGAUAAGAAUCUGGAGCGUGUCAAAGCAGGAUCCGGGAUCAUGACGCAGUUGCUCCCUCACCAAGAGCGAGCCUUGGGCUUCAUGCUGGUCAGGGAGAAUGGUCCGACCUCAGAAGGAAACAGUCUGUGGGAACGUAUCAUUCCCGAACCUGGGGGCGCCGAGGUGAGGUACAAGCACAAACUCACGGGUCAGUGCCUGUCGCCGGACGGGUCGCCGGCCGCCCACUCGGCCGCGGGGUCACCACCGCCGUGCUCGGUGUGCAGGGAAGAGGGGGCCGCCGCCUGGGCGGAGAACCCCAACUUUGGAAGCGAUGUGAUGGUGCCGCAGCAGAUGAUGGCGCAGGGGCUCGGCGGGCAGGACGGCUACUUCAACACGCAUGGAACCUCGAGCAAGAUUGACGCAUUAAUGACGGACCUUGAACGCGCAGGGUUGGACGAGAAGAGCAUCGCCUUCUCCUGCUGGACGCGCUCUUUGGACCUCAUCGCGGCGCGGCUAAAGCAGAGACACAUUCUAUACCAGCGGAUCGACGGCGACUACAGCCUCAGGCAGAGGCAAGACAACAUGGAGAGGUUCACAAAGGACGGGGACAUGCGGGUGUUGAUAAUGAGCACGGGGGGUUGGGGCAUUCGGCCCAGGGCGGAAGGGAUCCGAGCUGACCAACGGCCACGGCCCGGCGUGAAUCAUAGCUUAAACCUCACGGCGGCGAGCCGGAUCUUCAUCCUCGAGCCGCAGUGGAACCCGAGCGUGGAGAGGCAGGCGAUCGGGAGGGCCGUCCGGAUCGGACAGAGCAGACAGGUCCACGUCGUCAGGUACCUGGUGGCGGGCUUGGUCGAGACGGUGAGCCGAUUUUAA